Molecule: messenger RNA, 2703 nt
Organism: Cryptococcus wingfieldii CBS 7118
Lineage: Eukaryota; Fungi; Basidiomycota; Tremellomycetes; Tremellales; Cryptococcaceae
Exons: 2
Coding region: 1-2703 (900 amino acids)
Source: RefSeq, a predicted model, not a curated record
AUGGCCGACUUUCGCCGCUCUGAGGAUGAGGUUAUCGAGGGAAGCAACGCCGGUUCAGAUACGCCUACCAUUCUACCUCUGCGUUUCGCGAAUCGCGUAGCUGUUUCACUACGCACGCCUACUCUGUACUACCGGUCAUUCAUUCUCCUUUCAGUCUCCGUCACGCCGCCCCUCCAGAGCCCAGCAUAUCUUUCCGACACCAGACCAACUCACGGGCACAAGCCCAAAGCGAGUGUCAAGGAGAGACACGUCCUCUGGCUCGGCAUGUGGGGCAACUGGAUAGAAAUUAUGCUCAUCCCUCUUCAACUUGAAUGGGUAUGGCGUGUUAUGACUCGGGGAGAGCGGGAGAAGGGAAGAAAGAGGGCUGGAGAGAAGCCGGGGGUGUUUGAAUUUAGGCAGGUGGUGGCGGAGAAGGAAGCUGCGAGUUCUACUCCAAAUCCCAAAUCUUCCUUGAGCCCGGCAGCGGCCAAACACCUUCGUCGCACAGACUCGACCUCCAAUCUCCCCGAACCUUCCUCUCACACAUCUCCGCAUGUAGCCCCAGCUCCUGAAUCUCGGCGUUCUUCCCUGGUCUCCCUGCUCCCUCCUACUCCGUCAUCACCUACUACCGCUACAUCCGACAUCCUCGCGUCUUCCCCCUUGCUUCUUGCUCUCAAAGCAGAGCUUACCACUGCUCAAGGCGUCAUCACCGAUCUUCAAUCUCAGCUCUCUAACCAUGAGCUCAGUGUGCAGGAGGCGCAUGCCCAUCUGCAAUCUAGCCUCGAAGAUUUGAGAGGACGGAGGAAGGAGGAUGACGCGGAGAGGCAAGAGUUGAAGGCGAGGACGAAAGUGCUGGAAGAGCAGAAGCGUCAAGCAGAGGGAGCGAGGCGAGAGGGCGAAAAGAAGCUGCGGGCGGUGGAAGGCAUAAGAGAUGGGUUGGAAGAUAAAAUCAAGGGAACGGAGGCGGCGCUUCUCGAGUUCAGUCGAAAGAUUGAGGGUAGCAAGCAGAGUGUAAAAGUAUCACAUGGGGAUCGGGAGCAGUUUGUGCGAGCCACUCGACAAGAGGUCGACACGAAAAAAGCCGAACUACGCCAAGCUGAAGACGAAAUUUCCCUUGUCGAGAGCCACAACGAAUCUCUCGAAAUGCGCGUCAAAGAAGCAGAAGAGAGGCUACAAGCCGUCAUAGAAGCUGGCGAAGCUGCAAAGAAGAUUGCACCGGAGGAGGAGAUGAUAAUGAUGGCUGCGGCGUAUGAAGCAGCCGCCCAGGAGGGUUAUCAACACGGGUAUCAGCAUGCUCAUGGGGGUACAAAUCCGUGGGCGACGCAGGCGGCGGCGUAUAUGGCCGAGGCAGGCAUGCCUCAGUUGAGUUACGACUAUACUGCCAAAACAGCUUCGUCCGGCGCGGGUAAUCAUCUUUCCAAGGGUGGUCUGGCAUCUUCUUCGAAUAAAGAUCUGCCGGGCUUGAGGCAGUUCGCAGACAUGACUGGUUUCGAGGACUUUGGUCCCGGGGCCCCUGACGGGGCGAGUGUCAGCCGACGAGGGAGCGCUAGGGUCAGCCGGGACGUUCCUCCCCAGCCGCCGAGUGAUAGCGAAUUUGAAAUCUACGGGCACGAUCCUGGCUCUCCCAACGGCAUCUCGUCUUCUUUCUCGGCAAAUCUUCUACCACAAGGCCUCUUUUCUUCUUUGGAAGGGGAAACACCUUAUGUCGGUGCGGGCGAGUUUGACGACCCACUAAAGUUGGAAACUGGAUUUGGCGGUGACCCACACAGUCCCGGUUCGGGCUCUUCUUCCGGUGAAUCUUCUCCCCACUUUUCACGUUUCCCUGCGUCUUCUUCACCUUUCGCCCCUAUCAACAACAAUCAAUCCACCAAUACGCGUAUUCCAAGUCAGAUGAAACAACGGCCAAGUGGUCCGGGCAUCGGCAGUGUUUCUGCGUCUCGCCUUCCACUCCUCGCCUCUACUUCACCUUCGCUAUCACCCAAAGGCCUUAACCCUCCAGCCCAUUCUACCACACCUCCCCUCAUCCCUGGCUUGCCUUCCUUGCCAGGAUCGAGGCGGUGGGUCUCGGGCACGAUGUCUUCCGACAACCUCUCUCUACCUUCCAUCCCUUCAUCUACCAAGCACUCUAACCCCUUCUCGGGUUUCGGUGCCCUUCACCACCCUUCUCUCACAUCCUCCAACGACUCUCUCCAUCUUCCAGCCCCUUCUUCAGGGCCCUAUGGCCUCCAAGCUUCCUCGUCUUCCCCUGCCCUUGAUGUCCCACUUCCUGUAGGCGCGGGUGCAGUAGGGGAAUUUUCCCCUUUCGCACCGACAGAGGGAGAGAAGAAGGCUCUGCAGCUCGGUACGCCUGGCAAAUGGGGCGGACUGGGUUUGGGCAAGAGGUGGCAAUCUGGCUCGUCCAAUGCGCCUACGUCUACUGCUGUUCCUCCCGGGACGGUGGCAGGCGGGGCGGACGAAGGCGGGUGGCCGAGUGCACUGCAAGGAUGGAGGAAGAGCGAGGAAGUGGGGAGGGAAGAAGCUGCUCCGGGCGGAGCAGUCGGAGGGUUUUGGGGGGUCAAUGGGAACGGGAGUGGAAAGGGAGGGUAUGGAGGGUACGGGUUUGGUCAGGUGCAAGGGCAAGGUGUCAUCGGGGAUGGUCAGCAAGGACAGCAAGGACAGGAGGUGCAAGAGGAGAGAAGGCCAAGAUUUUCGUUCUUGCGAAAGAGCCAAAACAAUCUGGCUUGA